GCGGACAUAUUGAUACAACUGUGAGAAAGUCGUCACAGAUAUUCCGACCAAAAACUGCGAAUAGCAUUGCGACAAAGCGCCACCAACACUUGUAGACUGAUUUUACAGUAAUUUAGAUUUUACAACUCUAGUACAACACAAGACACAACAUGACUUCAAGAAAGAAGGUCCUUCUCAAGGUUAUCAUCCUUGGUGACAGUGGUGUUGGCAAGACUUCACUGAUGAACCAGUAUGUCAACAAGAAGUUCAGCAAUCAGUACAAAGCAACCAUUGGCGCAGAUUUCCUCACAAAAGAAGUCAUGGUUGAUGACAGAUUUGUCACAAUGCAGAUAUGGGAUACUGCUGGUCAAGAGAGGUUUCAGAGCUUGGGCGUGGCCUUCUACAGGGGGGCAGACUGCUGCGUACUGGUCUUUGACGUCACGUCACCCAAUUCUUUCAAAUCCCUGGACAGCUGGCGAGAUGAGUUCCUGAUCCAGGCCAGCCCACGAGACCCCGAGCACUUCCCCUUUGUCGUACUAGGCAACAAGGUCGACUUGGAUAACAGAAUUGUUUCUGCAAAGAGAUCCCAAAGCUGGUGUGACAGUAAAAACUCCAUCCCUUACUUUGAGACGAGUGCAAAGGAGAGCAUCAACGUGGAGCAGGCCUUCCAAACAAUAGCCAAGAAUGCCCUUGCACAAGAACCCGACGACUCAACGUACCAAGAUUUCCCCAGCCAGAUCAAACUCGAUAACGACAACAAGGGCAAGACAGAAGGCUGCGCGUGCUGAGGACUGUGUACAUCAUAUGAUUUUUUUUCACCCUUAUUUUAUCUUUAUUUCUUUUUUUUCCCUUAUUCCUGGUAAAUUUUUU
Strongylocentrotus purpuratus (purple sea urchin) is the source of this 849-nucleotide messenger RNA. RefSeq names its product rab7 GTPase homolog SUrab7 (gene rab7a). Gene Ontology annotation, biological process: endosome to lysosome transport; phagosome-lysosome fusion. Lineage: Eukaryota; Metazoa; Echinodermata; Echinoidea; Camarodonta; Strongylocentrotidae. The record is from RefSeq and is marked provisional. Gene Ontology annotation, molecular function: GTP binding; GTPase activity. Gene Ontology annotation, cellular component: lysosome; late endosome; phagocytic vesicle.